Ogataea parapolymorpha DL-1 is the source of this 1275-nucleotide messenger RNA. RefSeq lists its product as uncharacterized. The coding region runs from base 1 to 1275 and encodes 424 amino acids. The transcript has a single exon. The record is from RefSeq and is a predicted model, not a curated record. Gene Ontology annotation, molecular function: serine-type endopeptidase activity. Gene Ontology annotation, cellular component: membrane. Gene Ontology annotation, biological process: proteolysis. NCBI's taxonomy places the organism in Eukaryota, Fungi, Ascomycota, Pichiomycetes, Pichiales, Pichiaceae.
AUGGUUCGAUCGCCGUUUGACGUCUCAGACGAUGAGGAUGAUCCGUUCAGUGACAGAAACUACUCGCGGCUGGUUAAUCGCACUGAAGAAGUCAAAAACGUUCCUGACCCUGGGCAUUCCAGCCACGCUCCUUCCAAAACAUAUGCCCCUGUCUUCAACGUGAAUGAGGUGGCCAAGGAGCCUGCUUACAAUUCGACAACAAAGGCAAUUCCAGAAACACGGCAACAUGGUGCGCUAUACAAGACCCUGUUUGGAGGCCGUGAACGAGGAUGGCCUUACUUCACGUACUUCGUCAGCCUCAUUCAGAUAGCCGUGUUCAUCUACGAGCUGGUGAAGAUGGGCAUUUACACGAAAACCGUUUUUCAAACCAAACCAUACUUCAACCCCAUGCUCGGACCCUCAUCAUACGUGCAAAUCAAUGUGGGAGCCCGAUAUCUGCCCUGCAUGACAGUGAUUACGGGCUACACUGAUAACACGCAGCUAGAGUGGCCAUGCCCCAACUCCACGUCCACGUCUACCGAUGUCUGCAGUCUGGAGGAGCUGUGCGGCAUGGGCGUUGGUUUCUCCGACGGCACGCCGCGCCAAUGGUGGAGAUUGUUCACCUCCAUCUUCAUUCAUGCCGGAUUCAUACACAUCAUCUUCAACCUUCUGCUACAGGUCGCGCUUGGAUCUAAGGUUGAACGCUAUAUUGGACUACUCAGAUUCGCAUUUAUCUACCUCGCUGCGGGCAUGGGAGGCUCCAUUUUGGGGGCCAAUUUUUUGCCUGCUGGAAUGGCUUCAUCUGGAGCUUCAGGAGCGCUGUGUGGCGCAUGUAUCGCAAUGAACCUCAUUCUUCUCAUCUACAACAACAACAUCGAUCACUACGAUCCUCGUCUAAAAGGCCGUGGUAGCAGAAAGCUCUUUGUGAUGAUGCUAAUCGGUUCCGUGGUCGAAGUGAUUGUCAUAUUUGUGCUGGGAUUACUGCCAGGGAUAGACAACUUUGCCCACAUUGGCGGGUUUGUCAUCGGGAUCGCGCUGGGGACUGUCCUUUUGGACAGCCCAUCUUUUGUUUACGAGGAAGACGGGCAGACGCGCAAGCCAGCUGUCUUUUUCACUUGGAUCUUUGUUCGAAUCGCCUGUCUAGCCUUGACAAUAGCGUAUUUUGCACUGUUAGCGAAGAACUUUGCAGAUAAAGGUGCAGAGGCGUCGGAUAGCUGCAAAUGGUGCAAAUACAUUAACUGCCUCCCGGUCAACGGGUGGUGCGAGCUAGGCGACUUGUCUACUACGUCGUCAUGA